This is a messenger RNA of Darwinula stevensoni, 696 nucleotides long. Lineage: Eukaryota; Metazoa; Arthropoda; Ostracoda; Podocopida; Darwinulidae. The record is from the annotation of a GenBank genome assembly.
UCAGAUCCGAUCACGGAGCAGCCGGAGAGACGCAGCGCCCGCGAGAUGACCUGGAUCCAGAACGAGCCCCAGGCCUCGAAGUCGACCGAACCCCAGGCCUUGAAGUCGACCCGGCAUCUUCUCAUCUACGCGAGGGGACACGGCCUGAAUUCCACCUGCUUUUCCGACCGGGAUUGCUCCGUCCAGGGCUCCACCUGCUUCAGCAAUCGCUGCGCCUGCGCCGUCGAUCGCGUCCAGACGCCGGACGGCGCCGAAUGCGUCCUCAGAGGCGACGCGAUCUCGAACGAGGUGGACUGGCCGGGAUUCUCGGGUCGCUCGUAUUUGGCAUUCCCCCCGCUCAAAGGAGAUCUGAGUCUGCAUCUGGAGAUGGAGUUGAAGAGCUUCGCCCACAAUGGAGUCCUAUUUUACGACCAAGGGAGCGAAGACGGAACCGGGGAUUUCCUGGCGCUGUCCCUCAUCGACGGGCACGUGGAACUCCGCUACGACCUCGGAAGCGGAUCGGUGAGGAUCAAGAGCCCCGAACGGGUGAAGCCUGGCACCUGGCAUCGGGUCAGGGCUCAGAGGUAUCGGCAAGACGGGAGGCUCGUGUUGGACGAAGGGACUUGGGUCUCGGGGUCGUCUCCGGGUCAUCUCACCUCUCUUAACGUCAAGGAGCUCGCGUAUGUCGGUUACGUUCCGACUCAGCAUCAGAGGUGA